Rhipicephalus microplus (southern cattle tick) is the source of this 579-nucleotide messenger RNA. RefSeq names its product protein PRY2-like. The record is from RefSeq and is a predicted model, not a curated record. NCBI's taxonomy places the organism in Eukaryota, Metazoa, Arthropoda, Arachnida, Ixodida, Ixodidae.
AUGUCCAUGUACUCGCCGACCACAGACCAUAUGAAUAUGAAUGAUCAUGAAACGACAGUGCUAGACGAAAAUCUCGAAAUAAGUGGUGGGAAUGAAGACACGGUAACGACAACCGAAACCGAGAAAACCCCCGUGGAUUCUACCAAGAAAUCGCCCACGAGUAAGAAACUCGUGGUGACUACGGCAGUCCUUAAACCCACAUCGACGCUUCCGCCAGUCACUACUACUCCUGCGACCACAACAACACCAGAGACCACAAGUACCCGCAGAACCACCAUAACCCCGGUGACGACGACUACCCGGAGAACUAGUACAACGGUCGACCACGAGUACACUGAGGACAACGAGGACCUCGAGGACAACACGUACCCCGAAGACCCCAAGUACUCCUUCUACCACAACUACGUUCACUACCAGAACUACACCGAGGACAACUACAAUGGCGACCACAACAACCCGUGCGACCACAACUACCCGUCCGACCACAACAACUCGUGCGACCACAACUACCCGUACGGCCACCACAACACUGCCGACUACGAGGACAUCGACUACCACCAGAACUCGGGCCACCACUAG